Molecule: messenger RNA, 2443 nt
Organism: Cyprinus carpio (common carp)
Lineage: Eukaryota; Metazoa; Chordata; Actinopteri; Cypriniformes; Cyprinidae
Gene: hif1al2
Product: hypoxia inducible factor 1 subunit alpha, like 2
Biological process (GO): regulation of transcription by RNA polymerase II; cellular response to hypoxia
Molecular function (GO): protein dimerization activity; RNA polymerase II transcription regulatory region sequence-specific DNA binding; DNA-binding transcription factor activity, RNA polymerase II-specific
Source: RefSeq, a predicted model, not a curated record
AUCUCCUCUGCAGUGAUACCACCUACAGUAUGUAAUGUAUCCUUUUAGAUAUGUUUGGGCAUUGAACAAUGGACUACUAUUACAAGCCCAGACGCAAACAUUCUUUUCAGCGAUCCGUGUGGGGAAUGGGUAACUUUAAGAUGUAAAAAUAUUGGUGAUUAAUGGCCAACUGUCACAUGGAACAUGAGGGGAGGGUCUAAAGGCCUCUACAGAGAAAGUGGUUAUAAACAUGAACAUGCCCAGAGAUACAGUUAUCCAGUUAUCUGUGAGUAUGUCUGUUGCUCGUUUUUUGAACAUGACCCCCUGGUAACAUGCCUGACAUGAGCACAUGAUCGAUUUGAGUCAUCUUACAUUUUAAAAUGACUUUAAAGCAUUUGGAAACGGUUAGGGAUCAGCUGAGUGAAGAGUGUCAUGGAAAAGCUAGAAGAAAGCAUAUAUUCAUUGAGCAGAAGAAAAGGAGGGUCUGCACAGAAUGGAGAAAAGCACAUUCCCGGUUGGCGGCACGAAGCAGAAGGAGGAAAGAGAGUCAGCUGUUCAAGGAGUUAACUGCUCUUCUGCCUCUGGACCCGAGUAUGGAUGGCCAGCGUGACAAAGCGUCAGUCAUACGUCUCACAGUCGCUUACCUGCACCUGAGGGAUCUUAUGAACACCUUAGACUCCUGUGCACUGUCCAUGAUGACACAGUCCUCUCCUCCUUCACCAGGAGUAUCUCAUGAGUCUCAUGAGAGGGAGUUGCUAGAUUCUGCCCUCGGAGGGUUUGUGGUUUUGUUGUCUUUGAAUGGCAAGGUCAUCUUCACCACUAAGGGCGUAACCACACACACUGGAAUAAACCAGAUGGAUUUGAUCGGAAGGAGUUUGUUUGAGUUCUUGCAUCCAUGUGAUCAGAUGGAGGUCAAAGACAUUCUCACGAGACUGAUCGUAUUCCGAGGACAGCAAGAAUGUGAAGUGUUCCUCCGAAUUAAAAGUGUGAUGAACCAGAAGCUGACUCCUUGGAAAAUUAUUCAGUGUACUGGAAAGAAAAAGUCAUCUGCCACACCUGGAUCCAGUUGUUUAGUUCUUCAGUGCAGGGUUCUGCCCAUGCAGGAGGUCAGUGAACUGAAUGCAGCGCUGAAUACAAGUACGUUUAUGAGCGUACACAGCCCAGACAUGAAGUUCACCUACUGCCACUCAAGGGUUGUGAAGUUGACUGGCUUUUGUGACACAGAGCUGUUGGGCCAGUCCGUGUACCAGUACUGUCACCCAUCUGACUGCCAGAAAAUCCGCAAGGCACACGUUUACUUGCUUUCCAAGGGUCAGGUGUCGACUGGUAAAUAUCGGCUGCUGCACAGACAUGGUGGCUAUGUGUGGGCAGAGACAGACGCGUCAUUGGUUUGCAACAGUCGUACUGGUGUGCCCGAGAGUGUCGUCUGCAUCAAUUACAUUCUUAGUGGAGUGGAGCAGCCCGAUUUGACAUAUUUGCUGAAGCAGACUGAAAAACUUCUGAAACCACGUGACUCCCUUCUCACAGAAUCCCAGCCUGCCGCUUUUCCACUGCCCACAGCCCAGCUAGACAAAACCAAAUCAGAUGAGCACAAUAGUCCUUCAACAGCUUUAAACCAAAGAGAAAGUGACAUACAGGAAGUUCAUGACUGUACAAAGAUCACACAUAACACAGAAGAUUGCUGCAAUUUCAAUUGUGAUCUGUGCGAGUUAGACUUGGACAGUCUGGCUCCAUACAUUCCAAUGCACGGAGAGGACUUCUUGCUAACUCCCGUUUUAGAGGAGACAGAGGACAGCACCGAACUAAAUAUGUGUAGAUCAUCAUUCAAUAGUCCACAUCAAAAACUGGACCCUCAGUUGCAAAAUUCAGAGGGAACAGUCUUUCUGCCUGAAAAGAGACUUACACAUACCCAACGAAGUGUCAGUCGUUUUUUUCUAAAGAACAGGAACAACGAUACUGACCUGAUAUCAACACAGCAGUGGAAUGAGAGCCUAGAUCUCGUGAACAGAAAUUCAAAGGUUUAUAAUUAUAAGCAGCAUAAUUAUCAGUUCUUCUCUGCUGAAAGUGAGACAUAUCACAGGAACGAGGAUGCGCUGAAAGUUUUACAACAUCCCAACAGAACACGCUGGAGUUUUGAUGGAUCAACACCGAGGCCAUAUGGCGGAGACCCAGAUACACUUGGAAUAAAGUUCAGAUCACUUCCAGAGAAUCCUAAGCACCAUCCUCAGAACAGAAGGCACCGUGCUGAUGUAAAAGCGCUCCCUGAACCUUUGACUCUGCCUGUGUUGAGCGGUUGGGAGUGUGAGGUCAAUGCACCUCUUGACCCAACAUCAUAUUUGCUCCAAGGGAAAGAAAUUAUAGCUGUUCUGGACCAAGUGGCAUCGAGAGUGCCUUGGUGCUGAUAACCAAAACAAAAUACAACACUAACAAUGUGCAUUUGAAUAAAAUUUCUCACUUACAUACA